UUAUAAUUUCGUAUAAUAAUCGAGUAGAUUCAAGACACAGAAUCGCUUUUACAAUAAUAAAACAAUCAAGAUUGAAUAAUAAUGAAGACAAAGAGGUCAAAGAUAUCCGGUACAUUAAAUGAGCAUAGCGGUUCUUCUUCAUGCAACCUUGUUUUUAACCAACAUGUCAACACAAUUCGAAAAUCUUUACCACUAAUCAAGUGGGAAAAAAUCGAUAAAUUCACUAUUCACAAUAAUCCAACCAUUUCACAUCGAUAUCACCUUUCCCUAUGUACAACAUAUUCAACGAUUCUAACUAAGGAGCGAGCUUUUGUAUUGGCAUUAAAAAGAUUUUAUAGGAAUGGUAAAAUCAGUGUAUUAAAGCCAGAUAAAAAGUUCUAAAUACAUAAAUUUGGUUUUGAAUGUUUGAAUUUCUAUGGCUUCUGUUGUAUGUAGGAGACGAGAUGGAACUCCGUUGGGAAAUGAUGUAGGUAUACGACAGAAAUAUGUUUAGAAGAAAUUCGUGACACCUGUAUCGCUUUCUUGACCAGAUAAAACUUGAUAAGAUGAAUUCUUCGAGAGGCUGCAGUCAACCGUUGUAAAAUG
This is a messenger RNA of Schistosoma turkestanicum, 585 nucleotides long. NCBI's taxonomy places the organism in Eukaryota, Metazoa, Platyhelminthes, Trematoda, Strigeidida, Schistosomatidae. The record is from the annotation of a GenBank genome assembly.